Molecule: messenger RNA, 1062 nt
Organism: Acanthosepion pharaonis
Lineage: Eukaryota; Metazoa; Mollusca; Cephalopoda; Sepiida; Sepiidae
Source: the annotation of a GenBank genome assembly
AUGUUUUGGUCGAAGUCUUCGAGGAUUUCGGAUUUUUCGAAUAAAAAAAAUGCCGAUUUCAUUCCUGUUCGCUUAUCUCUUUCUUUGAUUUUCUUUCAUUGUUCUUACGGGUCGCUUCUUUCAUUCAUUUCAUAUACCAUUUGUUUUCUAUUCAGUUCUUUUGGCCAUCUUUUGACAUAUUUUGUCCUUGUUUAUACAUCAAGCCAUUCUUUCUUUUAUUUUCUAUUAGAUUUUCUUUCUUUCCCUGGAUUGUAUUAUUUUUUUUUCAUCUCUGCCUUUCGGGAUUUUUUGUCUAUGCUUUCCUCCUUCUUCUUUCUUGCGUUAUUUCUUUUAUCUCACUUUCUUCAUUUCUUUAACUGUUCAAUUUUUUUUUUUUUAAAUACUGUCCCUGAUCUUUCUGGUUGUUUUCAUUAUUUUUUAUUUUCUAUCAUCAUUCUGAUUCUGAUAUUCUCUCUCUCUCUCUCUUCCUUCCUUCUUUUUAGUCUUUCUUCCGUAAUUUUUCUUUUUUACUUAAAAAAAAAUAUUCUCUCCUUCUUCAUCUCUAUUUUUUUAGUUUUCUUUGUCAGCUUAUCUUCAUUUGUCCUUCAUCAACAACUUUCUUUCCUUCCUUCUUUCUUUUCUUUUGAUUUAUACUUCCAAUAUUCUCUUGUUUUCUUUUCUUUGAAUUCGUUUUAUUUCACUGGGUACCACAUUCCCAUUCCCGGAACCAUUCCCUGCCCUCUCUUUAAUUACUUUAUAACUUUCUUCUUAUUCGCUUCUUUUUCAUUCACUUUCCUUAAUCCCUUCUUUCCGUCGUCAUUCAAUCUUUCCCCUUUCAUUCCCUUUAUGAAGGUUCUUUUGUAUGUGUCUUUGUUCUCCAACCCGGGACAUAACAAAAUAAUACGCCUCUCUAUUCACGACUUUACCGAGAAACACAUCAAACAUAUCGCUCGACACAGCAGCGCGUAUAUAGGACAUACGACGGACCAACCUCUCUCAUGUUCACUCUUUACCUCUUAUCUAAACAUAAAAACAGUAUGGCGACUCUUCCGAUGGCUCCAAACACCGUUUUAUACAGACUAG